GAGAGUGAGACGAGGGAUAUGCGGAUCUGUUCAUUUGCAGGGGGCUGGAUCCUCCAGAGCUGACGGGGAAGAAGAGGCAUGGGAUCUGGAUCAGGAGCCGUGCUGGUGCUUGUGGCAGCAUGUCUAGCGAUUGCCCCGCCCUGCGCUCUGGCUUCUUCUCGCAAUUAUUACCCUUUUCAGGUUUGGUCUGGACAUUGCGCAACCAAAAUUGCUUAACUCCACAAAUGGUUCAUUUACUCCAAGCUCACAUGUUGAUUUUGACCCUUCAAAAUCAAAGUGACUCUCGUGGCAUCCCAGGUUUUCUCUCUCGCAUGGAGUGUGACCACUUAGUAUCUAUGGCACAUAGUAAGAUAGGGUCAUCUUUACUUGUUAAUGAUGGUGCUACAAAUAUUUCCCAGAACAAUAUUGAUGCAGGCCUCCUACUUCGCCUGGCUGAUAGCAAUCUGAAGGAUACUCAAGCCAAGGAAGGGACACCUUCCGAUUGUGCUGGUUACGCAGUGAAACCUGUCAAAGGCAACGCGAUUCUGCUGUUCAAUUCAAGGCCUGACGGAAUCGCCGACAAGGACAGCCAGUAUGAGGCCUGUUCUGUCCUUGAAGGGGAGAAAUGGCUCGCCAUAAAACAUAUGCAUGCCAGCAAGAUUGAUAAAUCAGAACCUUCUCCGGUAUCCGAGGAUGAUGGUUGCACCGAUGAAGAUGGUAACUGUGUCAAUUGGGCUGCUGCCGGUGAAUGCGACAAGAAUCCAGUGUUUAUGAUUGGAAGUCCAGACUACUAUGGCACUUGCAGGAAGACCUGCCAUGCGUGCUAGAUCUUUUUUUUUUGUUUUCGUGCAUUGCCCUAGGGAUGUCUCUUGGCAUUUUCAUUGUUUAAUACAGGCAUUGGUGUUGUAAGUGGAAAAUGAUCAGCAAAUUGUGCACUUUCCACAGAUAACCUUUACUGUUGGCAGGAAAUGUAGUACAUAGGUAUUGGAUUGGCUGCUCUUAUGAAAUUAUGGAAUUUAAUUCUGACCUCA
Molecule: messenger RNA, 1010 nt
Organism: Triticum aestivum (bread wheat)
Lineage: Eukaryota; Viridiplantae; Streptophyta; Magnoliopsida; Poales; Poaceae
Product: probable prolyl 4-hydroxylase 7
Exons: 5
Coding region: 120-806 (228 amino acids)
Biological process (GO): peptidyl-proline hydroxylation to 4-hydroxy-L-proline
Cellular component (GO): endoplasmic reticulum
Molecular function (GO): procollagen-proline 4-dioxygenase activity
Source: RefSeq, a predicted model, not a curated record